AUGGCGGCAACUGCGCCGCCGGCUGACGAUGACACCGAAAUGAGACCUCCCCCGGAUGUGGUUGACAGCGACCAGGAUGCGGAGGGAGAGGAGGAGACGGAUUUAUAUCAGAUGGAUCAACAACUCCAGGAUGCUGUGCAUAGGGCAUACUCGGGAGAGAUUGCAGAAGAAAGCAACAGUGCUAGCCGCGAGGAUGAUAAAGAUGCGGACGGGGAGCCGGAUUCUGAUAUGGACUUCAACGGCGAAAAUGAUGAGACUGAACCGGUGGGAGCUGUGAAGUUACCGAAAGGGAAAUCUUCUUUGGAUAACGAGGAUGCAGCCGAUACAGCCUUCGAGAACCAAAGUGACAGCGACCACGACGCAUCCGGCUCUAGUUCAGGUAGCCAGGAAUCCGAUGAGGAGGAUGAUGAUGAGGAGUGGGAUGGUGAGAGUAAUGACCAUGAUGACGCAGAAGUGGAUAACAACACGGUGCGCGGUAACUGCAUAUUUUGUGGACAAGAUGAAGACCACGAUCCGAGCGAAGACUUUGAGGAGUAUUUGACAUGCACAGUUUGUGGCGAUCACUCUCACCGGCAAUGUGCCCGCGAGCAAAGUGCAUUAAGUGAUGUCGAAGAUGCCAACACUUGGAGAUGUCCUACAUGCGUUCGGGAAAAGCUGGAGCCAAACUCUGAGGGCAAUGGUUCCCAUCGAAGGCUCGGCCCGAAGAACAUGCGAAAAGAGCUCUUGCCAGCACAUACCGGAGAAGAGGGCUCUGGCUUUCACUCGAUUUUCAAUACUGUAGAUAUUGAUGAUGAUAACUUAUUGAACAGCUCGCGAUCGCUACGAAAAAGGAAAACCUUAUCAGCAGAUGUACAGGAGCAUACACCUGUGCUUCGGAAACGGCAGAGACAGACAUCGUUGCGGUCCGAGCGAGCUGAGUCGGGAGACCAUUUGGGCGAAGCCUCAGACGCCCUGUCUCCGGUACGGACUCGCUCUCGCCGUGUGCGGGGAGGGGAAAAGGAAAAUUGCCGCGUGGUAUUGAGGCAGUUUGGAAGGCUUGUGCUAGCUUUUCGACUCAACGAGACCAAGCUGUCUAAAAUCCUUAGUUCUCGCAGUCGGUCACAGCACAGGGGUCGAAGAACCCCGAAGCCACCCCCAGUGGCACAUGAACCCCCAGCACAUUUUGCUCCUAUUAUACCCGUAUCAUACAUUUCCCCUUUCUAUUCUUUCAACGAUCGCGAGAUGGACGAAUCUAAAUCCAAACCGUACGGUGGCAUUCUGUCCGAAGCGGACGCAGACACCACCAAGACUCUUCCGACGCAGCCGGACCGUGAGAGGUUCGAGGUAGCGCGACAAAGGGCCGAGGAAGAAUGGCAAAGACGUGUCAUGGAAGCCGAGAGCGGCGGAGAGCCUGUACAGCAUGCGGCACAGAAGGUCUCGGGUCCACCGUCCAGGAUAAAGUACAUCAAUUUUGGUGGCUAUGAGAUUGAGACCUGGUACGCAGCGCCUUAUCCAGAAGAAUACAGCCGCAACCGCGUGCUUUACAUCUGUGAGUUUUGCUUAAAGUACAUGAACUCGGAUUAUGUCGCGUGGCGCCACAAACUUAAGUGUCCGGCAAAGCAUCCGCCCGGAGAUGAAAUCUACCGUGAUGGCUCGAUUUCGAUCUUCGAAGUUGACGGAAGAAAGAACCCGGUAUACUGUCAGAAUCUCUGCUUGCUCGCAAAACUGUUUCUCGGGUCGAAGACUCUAUACUACGACGUUGAGCCGUUUCUCUUCUACAUCAUGACCGAAUUUGACGACUUGGGCUGCCAUUUUGUUGGCUAUUUUAGCAAAGAAAAACGACCCAGCUCCGCAAAUAACGUUUCCUGUAUCCUUACUCUGCCCAUUCAUCAGCGAAAAGGCUAUGGUAAUCUUCUCAUUGACUUCUCAUACCUACUCACGCGCAUUGAAGGGAAAACAGGGUCGCCCGAGAAGCCGCUUUCGGAUAUGGGUUUAGUAUCUUAUCGGAACUACUGGAGGCUUAUUCUGUCAUACCAGCUUCAUAAACAGAAGGCGCCACUUAGCAUCGUGGAGCUUUCGGAGCGGACAGGCAUGACAGCAGACGAUAUUGUUUCAGGCCUUGAAGCUUUGCGCGCACUUGUCAGAGAUCCAGUGACGAAGACUUAUGCAUUACGACUUGACUACAAAUACUUCGAAGAAUGCAUACAGAGUUGGGAAAGUAAAGGCUACGUUCAGCUCAAUCCUGAUGCUCUUGUGUGGACGCCCUACAUAAUGGGUCGAAGCAACCAGUCGCAGUUCGAUAGGGCUCCGAUACAUGCAGUUGCCCCACGGGAGGGCUUGGAAGAGGAAGAGGUCGAGGAUAUAAAGGAUUCUGGAAACGAGGAAGAGCAACAACUUUCAGAAAAUCUGGGCAAAGUCAAUGGAGAUGAUAACCCUCAACCAACCGUUAAUGGUGUUGCACAAGCUCUGUCCGGGGGACUUUCAGCUAAACCUGCCGGACCUCCUUCGACUGAACUUUUGACUAAUGGUGUCGGCCUACAUCGCACAGAACCAGCCACGGACUCUAACCCCACAGAGUCAAACCCAGUCCAAGAUAUACCAGCCUGGCGAUAUGAGGUUUACCCUCCUGUUCAGGCGCCUGUUGUCAAACGACGCCCAGGUCGACCCUUUGGCAGCAAGACCACUUACAACAAGGUAGCUGUCACUCCAUCAACUGCUCGCACUAGUGGUCGUAACACACCUAGAAGAUCAUCUGCACUAGCCUCUAUGACCCCUACUGCAAAUGCAUCUAGCGUCCGGCGCGGUCGAAGUGCAAGGAUACUAGACUCUCCUGCGGUUGAAUCAACUGGUCCCGAGAUUAACGGUGUCGAGAAUGACGACCAGCUGCCUGAUCAUGAGGAUACCAAUGGUAGGGAACAAGACCCAGCUCAACCUGAUGGAUUAUCGGAGACAGAUGCCCAAGCUACUCACACGGGAGACCAGGACGCACCGAGUCAGCUUAAUGGUAUCAACAGGGUGGAAACCAUGGGCACAGAGCUUCAUGUUACAGAACAAGUGACGCCUACCAAAGAAGUAAGUGCUGAGAGUACAGCCAAACUUACCCGAUCCAUGAACCGAAAGGCGGUGGUAGAAAAGUUCGAGUUCGUCAUUCCGGCAGAAGAUCAUGGUACUACGAACCAUAAUGCGGUGGUGGAUGAGCAUACAGAUGGGCCUAACGGGGUGGAUAAAGAUGGUGAUGCGAUCAUGGAGACAUGA
Messenger RNA from Aspergillus bombycis, 3234 nucleotides. RefSeq names its product putative histone acetyltransferase. Gene Ontology annotation, molecular function: histone acetyltransferase activity. The transcript has 4 exons. Gene Ontology annotation, biological process: regulation of DNA-templated transcription. The record is from RefSeq and is a predicted model, not a curated record. Bases 1 to 3234 code for a protein of 1077 amino acids. Lineage: Eukaryota; Fungi; Ascomycota; Eurotiomycetes; Eurotiales; Aspergillaceae.